Bufo gargarizans (Asiatic toad) is the source of this 2941-nucleotide messenger RNA. It is a transcript of the gene SLC6A7, whose product is annotated as solute carrier family 6 member 7. Lineage: Eukaryota; Metazoa; Chordata; Amphibia; Anura; Bufonidae. The record is from RefSeq and is a predicted model, not a curated record. Gene Ontology annotation, biological process: sodium ion transmembrane transport. The transcript is spliced from 14 exons. Bases 99 to 2003 code for a protein of 634 amino acids. Gene Ontology annotation, molecular function: L-proline transmembrane transporter activity. Gene Ontology annotation, cellular component: membrane.
GGCGAGGAGGAACGUCUUUCCAGCAAGCUGGCCUGGCAUCUUCCAGCUGUGGGCACAGAAUCUGACGGAGUGAGACUGGGAAAGCCUCGAGCAACAGGAUGAAGAGGUACCAAGAACAUCAUCUGCAGCAGCCUGUCACCCCAGACCUUUUGAUGACCCCUAGUGAUCGAGAUGAUGCAGAACUGGACAUGGAAUACCCAGUCGAACGAGGAAAUUGGACGGGAAAGUUAGAUUUUCUCCUGUCUUGCAUUGGAUACUGUGUUGGUUUGGGCAAUGUCUGGAGGUUCCCAUAUAGAGCUUAUACCAAUGGAGGAGGGGCAUUUCUAAUUCCAUACUUCAUCAUGUUGGCCAUUUGUGGAAUCCCUCUCUUCUUCAUGGAACUGUCUUUAGGCCAGUUUUCCAGUCUGGGACCCCUGGCUGUGUGGAAAAUAAGUCCACUUUUCAAAGGUGUUGGCAUGGGCAUGCUGCUAAUUGUUGCCCUGGUGGCCAUCUACUACAACAUGAUAAUAGCCUACGUUUUAUUCUACCUCUUCGCCUCCCUGACUAGCAGUUUGCCCUGGGAGCACUGUGGCAACUGGUGGAACACUGAGCUCUGCCUGGACCACCAUGUCAUCCAGGCCAGCAACUCUGCGAUGCCAAUCAACAUCAGCAGCACAGUCAGCCCCAGUGAAGAGUACUGGAGUCGCUACGUUCUUCACAUACAAGGGAGUUCUGGAAUUGGGGAUCCAGGACAAAUUCGAUGGAACCUGUGUCUGUGUCUUCUUCUGGCCUGGAUCAUUGUGUACCUAUGCAUUCUUAAGGGAGUGAAGUCUUCAGGCAAGGUGGUCUAUUUCACAGCAACAUUCCCAUACUUAAUUCUCAUAAUGCUAUUGAUACGUGGUGUGACACUGGAUGGAGCAUGGAUUGGAAUCAAAUUCUACCUCACACCACAGUUUGACCAUUUGUUGUCUUCAAAGGUGUGGAUAGAAGCAGCGUUGCAGAUCUUUUACUCCCUUGGGGUCGGGUUUGGAGGACUUCUCACAUUUGCAUCCUACAAUACUUUUCAUCAAAACAUAUACAGGGACACUUUUAUUGUCACGCUAGGAAAUGCCUUCACCAGCAUUCUUGCAGGAUUUGCUAUCUUCUCCGUCCUGGGUUAUAUGUCCAAGGAGUUAGGUGUUCCAGUAGAUCAAGUUGCCAAAGCAGGUCCUGGUCUGGCCUUUGUUGUAUACCCACAAGCAAUGACAAUGCUUCCACUAGCACCAUUUUGGUCAUUCCUCUUUUUCUUUAUGCUUCUGACCCUUGGAUUAGACAGCCAGUUUGCAUUCAUGGAAACAAUAGUGACGGCCAUAACAGAUGAAUUUCCCUACUACCUCAGACCAAAGAAAGCAGUUUUUUCUCUUAUUAUAUGCAUGGCUUUAUUUCUUCUGGGCCUGGUUCUUACAACUGAGGGUGGAAUGUACUGGUUGGUCUUAUUGGAUGACUAUAGCGCAGGGUUUGGUCUACUGGUGUUAGUCAUCACAUUCUGCCUUGCAGUUUCAAGAGUUUAUGGAAUCAAGAGUUUCUGCAGGGAUAUACAAAUGAUGCUGGGAUUUAAGCCAGGAAUAUAUUUUAAAGCAUGUUGGGCCUUUCUAUCACCCGUCACCUUAAUUGCUCUGCUGGUAUAUAGUAUUAUAAAAUACCAGCCAUCCCAGUACGGAAGCUAUCAAUUCCCCCUCUGGUCAGAGGCUUUGGGAAUCCUCAUGGGGCUUCUUUCAUGCAUGAUGAUCCCCAUUGGCAUGCUUGUUGCCAUAUUAAAAGAAGAAGGAACCUUAUGGGAAAGAAUACAGCAGGCUAGUAGACCAGCUAUGGAUUGGGGUCCAUCACUCGAAGAAAAUAGGACAGGCAUGUACGUUAACACUCUGGCAGGUAGCCAGUCUCCAAAGCCUUUGAUGGUCCAUAUGCGGAAAUAUGGAGGUAUCACAAGUUAUGAAAAUACAGCCAUUGAAGUGGACAAAGAAAUUGAGGAGGAGUCCAUAAUGUGAUGAUGUUAAGCAGAGAGUCAAGAAAAACUCAGUGAAAUAAAAGUUCCUCUAUUUCUGGGGCUUAUACAUGCUUCCUUAACAGAAGACAAGACAGUCUUCAAUCUUGUGGCCCUGUGAAAAGACGUUAAGAAAUGUUGUCAACUGAAAGUUGUUUGUAUGGGACAGAAUGAACAUAUGUGUGUUUAUGUUAUAGUAAGGUCUCAGUAUUGGAGGCCCUGUCUACUUGUCCAUGUGUUUGGUUAAUUACCUAAAUCUUGAUGUAGCUUUUGAGGGUUUUGCAGGUUGUGUUUAGAUGGUAUCUGUAAACCAGUGGUUGCAGUACAUAUAUUCAUCUAAAAAAGGUGUGAAUUUGUUGGCAAAUACUGAAAAGGCCGAUUCUAUUUAUACACAAAUCAUCCUUAUGUAUAUGGUCAUGUUCUUCUAAUGGGUAAAACUCCAGUCCCUUAUAAUACCUAAUGUUAGAUUUAUGUCAAUGUUUUAAGUAAAGGCUUAAUGCAAUAAUAUACUUAACAUGAAUUCACCAAAACCAGACACAGAAUCUAAGACCUUACCAUUAAGAAAUGAGAACCCAACAACCUAGAAUUUAGCAGAAAGGAGGGUGUCCAUCUAGACCAGUGUUUCCCAACCAGUGUGCCUCCAGCUGUUGCAAAACUACAACUCCCAGCAUGCCCACACAGCCAAAGGCUGGAGGCACACUGGUUGGGAAACACUGAUCUAGACCAUCCCUUUAAACAUACAUUUCUGAAACUAAGGGUGUUUGAUGGUCUAAAUGUCUAUGGAUCUAAAAUAGCUUUAAGGUGCAUGUCCAUAUAGAAGAUUUUUUAAAAUUGGAAAGCUGUUACCCUCUGACAGCAUUAUAUGUGGAAAGCACAUCUGUGAGAUGUUACAGUAGGUGAACCUGAGUAGAACGCUCAACAUUCCAACUAAAAUGAAUUGUU